AUGUUAGAUAUGGAAAGUAAACAGUAUACUCAUCCUUAUAUGAAUACCACCAUCAUGUCAAACACUGAUAAUAAAUCUAAGGUUGUGCUUAGUACAGCCACAAGUACCAGUAUGAGUACUACCCGUUCAUCAUCUUCAUCAAGUAAUUCAUCAUCUCAAUCUUCACAAUUUUGUGAAUUAUUAUUACCAACCCCUUCAACUCCAUUUUAUUAUUCAACUUCAUUACCUAAUAAUAUUCAUGAAUCUAAUAAAACAGAUUAUUUCUCCAUUAUAAAACCAAAAUUAUCAAUUCUGACUGUGGGAUCAAUUUCUUCAUCAUCAUCUCCAACUCAUUUACUUAAUCAAGAUCAAAUCCAAUUAAAUUCUCCUCCUUUGGAUUAUAAUAGUAGUAGUUCAAGUAAUAGUCCUAUGGCUGUUCAAGAAGAAGAUGAAGAAGAUCAAGAUGAUUUAGAAGAAGAUGAAAUCGAUGAAGAAACAACCUUUGAUGAUCAAAGUAUCUAUCUGGAUUCAAUCCUUUUAAACAAAAAGUUUUUUCAACAACAUCAACAUAUUCCUGCAUUUCAAUUACCAGUUGAACCUCAACAAAUCAUAUCUCCAGUUGAAGAAGAUGAUGAUGAUAAUGAAGGUCGUGAACAAGCAUUAUCAUCCAUGAAACAAAUCAAACCAAUUCAACCUCGUAUUAAUCAUAAUCCAUUUAAAUUCCUUAUUAUUGAUGAUAAUUUAAUUAAUAUUAAAAUCUUAGAAAAGAUUCUUCAUAGAUUAUAUCCAAACGCUACUAUAAAGAAAUUACAAGAUUCUACCAAGGCCAUGUCAUUCCUUAACAAUCAUUCAUUUGAUAUGUUAUUUCUUGAUAUUGAAAUGCCUCAAGUUUCUGGUAUUGAAAUAGCUUCACGUUUAAGAAGAACUCAUCAUCAACAUCAUCAUCAUAGUACGAAAGAUUUCAAAAAUAUGGGAAUCAUAGCGGUUACUACUCGUAGUUUACCAAUGGAUGUUAAAUUAUAUAAGGAUAUUGGAGUUGAUUUUACCUUUUCCAAACCUUUAGGAUUUAAUUAUGAUUAUUUCUCAAGUAAAAUCGAUGAAAUCAUUGAUGUUAGAGGUAGCAAUUAA
Molecule: messenger RNA, 1107 nt
Organism: Scheffersomyces coipomensis
Lineage: Eukaryota; Fungi; Ascomycota; Pichiomycetes; Serinales; Debaryomycetaceae
Gene: SRR1
Product: Srr1p
Exons: 1
Coding region: 1-1107 (368 amino acids)
Biological process (GO): phosphorelay signal transduction system; protein autophosphorylation
Cellular component (GO): plasma membrane
Molecular function (GO): phosphorelay sensor kinase activity; histidine phosphotransfer kinase activity
Source: RefSeq, a predicted model, not a curated record